AUGGACGAGUUCUUUUGUGUUUCGGCAUGUACAACGGCUAAACAAAUAUGGGAUACAUUAGUAGAAACUCGCGAAGGAACGGUUGAAGUUAAGAGAUCUCGAUUAAAUACUUUGAGUCAAGAAUAUGAAUUAUUUAGAAUGCAGCCCAGAGAAAGCAUUCUUGAACUACAAAAGAGAUUUGUUCACUUAAUAAAUCAUCUAGACGCUCUUGGAAAGAAAAUUUCUAUCGAGGAACAAAAUCUUAAAGUUCUAAGAUCCUUAACCAGAGAAUGGCAACCAAAGGUAACGGCAAUAUCCAAGAAGAAGACUUUAACAAAAAUGACUUCCGCAACAUUGUUCGGAAAACUUCAAGAAUACGAAACGAAACUCGAAAGAAUUCAAAAGCAUGAAAGUUUAGAUUCAAAAUCCAAAGGCAUUUCUUUGAAAGUAAAUUCUAUGUACGAUGAUCCAUCGGUGGAAGAUGAAAAUUUUAUGCUUCUUGUUAAAAGACUUGGUAAGUGCUUUGGUAAAAAUAAUAAAUCAUCUCAUGUAAAAAGAAAGAACCAUUUCAGGAAAAAGGAGGCCUCCACUUCAACACAAGAUGUCACAUGUUGUGAAUGUGGUAAACAAGGUCAUAUAAAACCAGAUUGUCCAAAACUCUCCAAGAAUGGUGGUGUCAAAGGCAAAAAGGACCUCGAGAAUAAAAAGGCCUAUGUUGCAUGGGAAGAUAAUGAGAUAAGUUCAUCAUCCGAUUCGGAUAGCGACGAAAGUGCAAAUCUAACAUUGAUGGCUUCACACCAUUCCUAUGAUGAGAACGAUGAGGUUAGUAAUGAAUUCUCUAUUUUCGAUAAUGAUGCACAAGGUGCCAUAAAUGAAUUAUUAAAUGAAUGCAAAAUGUUAUAUAGAACCAUAUCAACUCAAGAGAAACAAAUCAAAAUUCUUGAGAAAAUGGAUACCAUGCAAAAAGAUUUCGAGGUUGAAAAGAAACAAUAUGUUGAUAAAAUAGAACAAAAAUUUACAUUGCAGAAAAAUGAUGCAUUUGAAGCGUUCAAGAAAUAUGCAAAGCAAAUUCAAAAUGAGAAGUCACUAACAAUUGCCUCCAUAAGAAGUGACCAUGGUGGAGAAUUUCAAAAUGCUUCGUUUGAAGAAUUUUGCGAAGAACAUGGAAUAUCUCAUAAUUUCUCAGCACCAAGGACUCCUCAACAAAAUGGAGUAGUGGAAAGAAAGAAUAGAUCACUUGUGGAACUUGCAAGAGCGAAGCUUAGCGACUCAAAACUUCCUAAAUAUUUUUGGGCGGAUGCGAUAAGCACGGCAUGUUUUGUAAGUAAUAGGGUUAAUAUUCGACAUAUCUUAAAGAAGACUCCAUAUGAACUAUUCAAAGGAAGGAAACCAAACAUUGCUAAUUUCACAUCUUUGGAUGCAAAUAUUUUGUCUUGA
Vicia villosa (hairy vetch) is the source of this 1416-nucleotide messenger RNA. RefSeq lists its product as uncharacterized. Gene Ontology annotation, biological process: DNA integration. The record is from RefSeq and is a predicted model, not a curated record. The coding region runs from base 1 to 1416 and encodes 471 amino acids. Lineage: Eukaryota; Viridiplantae; Streptophyta; Magnoliopsida; Fabales; Fabaceae. Gene Ontology annotation, molecular function: zinc ion binding; nucleic acid binding. The transcript is spliced from 2 exons.